AUGUCACUAAUCGCAACAAGUUCUAGGUGUUUCAACGCAAUGGAAGCAGCCGUGGAGGCAGUGAAAACCGGUAACGUUGACAGCUCAGAGGUUAUGAUUAAAUCCAUAAGACAAGACGGAGUGUUGUUACAAAAACAGGCGUCAAUCCUCUGUGAUGAGUUCAAACAGGGCGAAAAGAAGCGGCAAGAAUCAGACGAGGAUCUAACUAGGCAGAUAAACAAGUUACACGCCGAAGAGGUUGAGCUUAAAAACAGGAGGCAAGGUUUGGAAGCGAAGAAAUCAGCGCUGAAUGAAGAGAGAGAACGUUGCUACCGCAACAAACGAGAUGCAUCUCGGAGAUACGAAAAUGCAAAGGCAGAGAAGAGAGAAGCUGAAGAGAAAUUCGAGGAAGCGAAAAAAUGGUGUUGGGUGCCUGGUUACGGCACGUUUCUAGUCGUUCGAGAACUUGUUGAAAACAAUGAGGAAAAGGCUCGUGAUGCACGCAGAGAAAUGGAGCGUUAUGACGGAGAAAUAAGCAGAGCCGAAAGUAACAUCCGGUCGGCAAACACCGCUAUUUCGCAGGUAGGUGUCUUAUUUCUUUUACGUGUUCUUUUAUUGUCAUAGGCAAAAAAGCAUGUAAAGCGAAACUCUCAACUAUAGCUACGAAACUUUUUGCUUUCGAAGUGUGUUUCUCAUUUGUCUAGCCCAUUUUACGUUAAGCGAAAAAUAAUCGGGCACUUAAAGGGCCGAAUGUUUCACUUUCCGACACUUCGGCCUCCGAAUCACCUUCGCGUCAAUUUAACACGGAUUCCAGUAUAUGAUGUUCCAUCAAGCUCAGCAUGCUGUUUCAUCAUCUCUUUGUACUGCUGUUCUGUUCAGUGAUAUCGCUCAUUUUACAGGCCAAUUUUUCAUAUUUUUCUGCAGGCAGAGAAGGACCAAAAUGACAUUUCAAAGAAAGUGGCAGACCUAAAUAGACGACGAGAAUCAUGUCACGAGGAGCUUGGUAAAAUCAAGACGUUGAUUUCAUUCAUCAUGCAAGCUACUACAUUCUGGGAGGAAGUGAUCAUGCUCGCCAACGCAGCAACAGUCAAAACCGAACAGGUUGAAAAGAUUGUGGAUCGGGCUGCCAAGAAAAAUAGUGUCAAGAUUCUCAGUAGCAGAGGUACAGAGACUAAGAUGAGGUCAUUCAAAGAAUCCUGGAUGGAAGUAGCAGAGAUGUUUGCUUCUGAAGAAAACAAGCUGCUAUUAAACGGUGAGCUACAUAGAUCGAAACUUGCAUUUAUGUAGGCAUAAAGUACACUAAUUAGGUAAGCAGUACUUUUGUAAAACAACUCAGGAGUGUUCCAUGUUGUUGUAUCAUUGUUGUUUUCAUUUUGAUAAAACGCAUUUUCCACUUCCGUGCGUAGGUUGUUGAGAUCAUUUAUCGUUCAACUUACUGCUUUUUUUCUUUGCACUACAUGGAAUCUAUCUUUCGGCACCAUACCCCAAACCCUCUCCUCUUUUAGCCUUUUCUUUGGCCUUCUAAUUUCAAUGAAAUCCAGUGGUAUGGUGCCUAAAAAUAUAUACGUUCGCAGUGCAUGUUACCAUGUAGUACGUGUGAAACCGUAGUAAUUUUGUACUAAGAAUAAUUGCGUUCUUCAUGUGUAAUACACUAAACUAAAUUGUAAAUGCUCAUUUUAUUUUUUCCAACAGAAAGAUUCUUCGUAAUGUCUCAGUGAAUGUUUCUGCCAUUUUGCCGUUCACGUACACUAGACUCAAUGAUAUAGAUGGAUACGGUUCCUGCAGCACCUUUGCAAUGGCGAUUCAUGUAGUGUACACCUUGUAUUACUAAGAGCCUAAUCUCUGAGUUGCAACUCUUUGCCUUAUUGGAUUUUCUUCAGAAUAACCGUUGCUAUUGACAGGGUCGUAACAUGGUAUAUCCGAGACCCAUUGAUCCCUAUUUUCUUGCCGUUAUUUUGAUCCCUGAGCCCCAUUUUCCCCACAAUUUUGAUCCCUGAGCCCUAAUAAAAAAAUUGAUCCCAUCCAUGUUUUUACACAAAAUCUUUUAUCAGACAACUUUGUUUAUCUCCAAAUAUAGAAUAUAGAACAUGCUCAAAUGGGCUGAUGCGAAAAACAUUAGCUUUAAUUUUUAGUGCAAAUUGUAGGUUCUAUCAGAGCUUUAAAGACAAUAUGAGUAAACCUCUUUUUGUGCAUUAUUCUAUUUAAAACACUUUAAAUAUAAUGUUUGGCGAUACUAGACAAAUGAUAAAACCUGAUUUUCUUGAACGGGAGCUUUAGUAAGAUACAGAAUGUAAGUUAUGGUCAGUUAUUCUUAAUUUGUACAUUAAAAGUAGUCCACUUCCCUUUAAGUAUCGUACAUCUUGAAGAUCUUGCGGCGGAAUCUUGAUUUUCUCAGAUGCAACGUUCAUCAAGAGUAUUUACAAGGUUUAUUUUCAGUGUUGCUCAUACGAGCAAGGCCACCCGUAAGUUUAUAAGCCAAUCACAAGAAAGCAUUGGCUUCAAAAUUCGAAUAAAUACAUUUUUAGUCAAAAAGCAACCACAGCUAGCGCUGGUUGGUCCCCGGUCGAAUCCACGUCACUGUAAGGUACCUCUGAACUAAGGUCUUCCUCCAGCUUUCCAAUUCCUGUCCCGUACGAACAUCUGCUUGCCCGGAUAACUUGUCCAGUUAAUCAAUGUCCGAUCUGGGUGGGUCACAAAUGUUUUAUUUCUAAAGAGACUCUCGCAACCAAAAAUUUCACGUCGGUCGUGUUACUGGUCUACAAUAUUGAUGUUAAUAAAGUGUAAUCGUUUUUUUCACGAUUCAGUCAGUUAAUGAUGUAGAUCGCGACGUUUCAAUUGCGUACUUCAAGUGUUCAUUAGAAAACGCAGCACUUAAAGACCUUGCCUUGCUAGUCUUCGUCGACUGGUCACACGUGAACUUAUAUGACUCCAAGCUCUGGUUCUGGUUAAUCGAUUAUUAGCUGCUGAGAUUGGUACAUUUCUUACUCCAUUGUUUGAAUGAGCUUUUGCCUCACUGGUCCACUGUCGUACGGAUCUCCUAUUACUGUUUUUCUUGAUUAAGGGCAACCAAGCUUCUGGACUUUCUACUCUGCUAUCCCUGUUGAUGUUGUUAGAGUGCAGUCUUACGUGAGUUUCCUCUUUUACUCUGUGUGUGUUACAGUGAGGAUCACGAUCAAUUACCAAUAGCAAAAUAACUGCUUUACAUGAAGUAGAAAAAUUAAAUGAUGCAAGCCACAGGUUCUACAGUUUAACAGCUUUUCUGUGUCAAGCCCAUUAAUGGCUUUUCCUCGCUUAAUACCCAUUGUAGAUUGUUAGAGGACAUAUCUGACUGUAGGUCUUCCAGACCUACUCCUUCCAGCUUCAAAUCUAAUUGGCUCUGAAAAGUUGUCCGCCUGAGCUUAAUGCUCCCCUUCCUCUUCGUCACCACCUGACGCAGGUAAUUCAUCUGGUUCAACUGACCCCUGGAGCAAUGCAACCAGGCGUUGCUCUUCAAGGCAGGUCAAACAGAAGUUAUUUUCAUCUUUUAUUAUUUAAACUUUCCCGAUGAUACACUCAGGUAAACUUCUAUCGUCACGUUAACCAGUCUCCAGUAUACAAGGGGAUCUUCUUCUAACUGUUCCAGCCAUCUCAAACCCAUGUGAUCUUCCAGGAAUGCGUCACCCGGCGUUAUGGUGGAGAUCUUUAAAAAGAACUGCAAGGAAGAAAGGAAUGAUAUACCUCCUGUAAUUGUGCUUGAGAGCAAUUACGACGCCUUUUGAAUAGAUAAUCUCAUAUUCUUCGGCUGCGUCUUGAACUGUAGUUUGUCCUUCACUCCCUUGAACCUCUUUCAGCAGAUCGACUUCUCCAUGUGCCGACGCAUUCCUUCUGAACAUACUCAGAGCAAGUGGAAGUGUACCAGCUCUUUCUUUGGUCUUCCCUCUUGUUCGUUGCUGUCGUACACACCCGUCCGAAUACUUUCGCAAAGCUCUGCAAUGCCUUCCGUUAUCGCUCCUUUGCCUCAGCGCUCGCUUCCUCGUCCAAAUCCUCCUUAAGGUUUACUCUUGCCGUACAACUUUCGAAGCCAUUCCAGUGCCUUUGGACCCAGCUUUCUCUGUGUGUAAUGGCUUUGAGGACCGGUAUAAAAGAUAAACGAGGAUUGGUAGAGCCUCUCUAUUGAUUCUAAAAGGCAGCUGGACCGCCGCGAUGCGUAGUCGUUCAGAGCGAGUGAAAAAAGAAAUUCAGGCUCCAAAUCUAAGGUGGUGAUACCUUUCGGGGUCAACCAUUACAUAAGCCGAGGCCUAAUAGCCCAAAGGGCCGAAAAAAUUCUUGUACAUCAAUGUUGUCACUAAGGUCUGUAAAUUUUGUGCAAAACAAAAUAGCCACUGCACUGAAAAAAUCUUGCAUGAAAAAAAUAACCCAUCCCCGGCUCAAAAAUCAAAUAGUGGGCCCCUUACUGGUGGCCCUUCAUGCUGAGUGCUAUAAUAUAUUAAAUUCCUGCAGACUCUGCUACUUGUACCUAGUAUGCAACAUUCCUUUCACCAAUUCAACCGUUUAUUUUGUAUAAAAAAAAAAAACUAAAGAAAAUAAACUAUAAAGGUUUUGUUACUUUUAUUUCACCGAGGUAAGUCUUUGUUGUUCCACUUAUUUUCAGUAAUUCUAUACUGUAACUUCAGACUAUUUAUUAUAAUAGAGUUAUCAGUUAUACAGUAAUGAAAAGUGUCCUUUACUUUCCCGGCCCAAUGCUAAUACUGGUAGGUGAACCGAUCUCGGUUUCUCAUCAGAGUUCGAGCUCCAUGAAAUUAGAGCAGAUUUAUUAAAUUGCGAGAAAUCAUUUAUUUUGCAACAAAGCGCGCGAAUUCAUUGCACUCUAAUUAUUUAAGUACUUUUACUUAAAGAGUUAGAGUUAAGUCACUGGUCAAAAAAUACGAAACUCGAUUUAUAGUCGCCUUGUGACUUGCUUGAGGCGAUGAGGCAAUCGGGACCUAUAAGUAAAUUCCGCUUUCAAUAAAUCGGUUUGUCUAUUGUCCUAGCGGUAUUGUUAUGUUUGAUCGGCCGAAAAACUCUGUGCUUGGACCCUUGCCAGGAGUAAAUCAAUCAAGGAAGUACUGACGUACCUUUCUCUGUCACAGGAUUUCUUUUUGUCCUUUUUCUUCUUCCCCAUCUCUCGCCAAAAAAGAUAUGUAUAAGUCGCUUUCUUUGCCCUCUGGCGUUGACAGCGCGUUGAGGAGUUACAAAGCGAGAAAAGUGACUUGAGAUUCAUAUUACGGUGCUCUCAACAAUUAAUAAAUUAACAAUAUGAUACCAUGUUUUCGUCACACAACCAGGACUUCGUAUGACAGGAACUACCGCCAGCCGGAAGCAAGAAUAGGUAACGUACCUCGAACAGGAAAUNUUUUGUUACUUUUAUUUCACCGAGGUAAGUCUUUGUUGUUCCACUUAUUUUCAGUAAUUCUAUACUGUAACUUCAGACUAUUUAUUAUAAUAGAGUUAUCAGUUAUACAGUAAUGAAAAGUGUCCUUUACUUUCCCGGCCCAAUGCUAAUACUGGUAGGUGAACCGAUCUCGGUUUCUCAUCAGAGUUCGAGCUCCAUGAAAUUAGAGCAGAUUUAUUAAAUUGCGAGAAAUCAUUUAUUUUGCAACAAAGCGCGCGAAUUCAUUGCACUCUAAUUAUUUAAGUACUUUUACUUAAAGAGUUAGAGUUAAGUCACUGGUCAAAAAAUACGAAACUCGAUUUAUAGUCGCCUUGUGACUUGCUUGAGGCGAUGAGGCAAUCGGGACCUAUAAGUAAAUUCCGCUUUCAAUAAAUCGGUUUGUCUAUUGUCCUAGCGGUAUUGUUAUGUUUGAUCGGCCGAAAAACUCUGUGCUUGGACCCUUGCCAGGAGUAAAUCAAUCAAGGAAGUACUGACGUACCUUUCUCUGUCACAGGAUUUCUUUUUGUCCUUUUUCUUCUUCCCCAUCUCUCGCCAAAAAAGAUAUGUAUAAGUCGCUUUCUUUGCCCUCUGGCGUUGACAGCGCGUUGAGGAGUUACAAAGCGAGAAAAGUGACUUGAGAUUCAUAUUACGGUGCUCUCAACAAUUAAUAAAUUAACAAUAUGAUACCAUGUUUUCGUCACACAACCAGGACUUCGUAUGACAGGAACUACCGCCAGCCGGAAGCAAGAAUAGGUAACGUACCUCGAACAGGAAAUUCCAUGGACACAAACCUUAUUAUGCGGAAAAAUAUUGUGAUAAGAGAUUUUUAGACCGUGUAAUAAAUCUGAUCCCUGAUUCGGGCUCGAAAGCCUUGUGAUCCCUGAUCCAAUUCUUCUGAGCCCUGAGCCCUUUCCUCUGAACCCUGAUCCCAGUCAUAUUUUGGGCUUUGAGCCUUGAGCCCAUAUACCAUGUUACGACCCUGUAUUGAAUGUUUUAGGAGUUGUCUUAUCUGGUUUUGUAUUAUUUAUUUGUUAUCCAAUGAAAAUUCCAUGUAUUGUUGUGACAUAUCUUAUUGUUCAUUUUAUCCCUGCACUAGCUAAUGCUUCAUACCAAAACAAACGAGAUGCAUCUCGGAGAUACGAAAAUGCAAAGGCAGAGAAGAGAGAAGCUGAAGAGAAAUUCGAGGAAGCGAAAAAAUGGUGUUGGGUGCCUGGUUACGGCACGUUUCUAGUCGUUCGAGAACUUGUUGAAAACAAUGAGGAAAAGGCUCGUGAUGCACGCAGAGAAAUGGAGCGUUAUGACGGAGAAAUAAGCAGAGCCGAAAGUAACAUCCGGUCGGCAAACACCGCUAUUUCGCAGGUAGGUGUCUUAUUUCUUUUACGUGUUCUUUUAUUGUCAUAGGCAAAAAAGCAUGUAAAGCGAAACUCUCAACUAUAGCUACGAAACUUUUUGCUUUCGAAGUGUGUUUCUCAUUUGUCUAGCCCAUUUUACGUUAAGCGAAAAAUAAUCGGGCACUUAAAGGGCCGAAUGUUUCACUUUCCGACACUUCGGCCUCCGAAUCACCUUCGCGUCAAUUUAACACGGAUUCCAGUAUAUGAUGUUCCAUCAAGCUCAGCAUGCUGUUUCAUCAUCUCUUUGUACUGCUGUUCUGUUCAGUGAUAUCGCUCAUUUUACAGGCCAAUUUUUCAUAUUUUUCUGCAGGCAGAGAAGGACCAAAAUGACAUUUCAAAGAAAGUGGCAGACCUAAAUAGACGACGAGAAUCAUGUCACGAGGAGCUUGGUAAAAUCAAGACGUUGAUUUCAUUCAUCAUGCAAGCUACUACAUUCUGGGAGGAAGUGAUCAUGCUCGCCAACGCAGCAACAGUCAAAACCGAACAGGUUGAAAAGAUUGUGGAUCGGGCUGCCAAGAAAAAUAGUGUCAAGAUUCUCAGUAGCAGAGGUACAGAGACUAAGAUGAGGUCAUUCAAAGAAUCCUGGAUGGAAGUAGCAGAGAUGUUUGCUUCUGAAGAAAACAAGCUGCUAUUAAACGGUGAGCUACAUAGAUCGAAACUUGCAUUUAUGUAGGCAUAAAGUACACUAAUUAGGUAAGCAGUACUUUUGUAAAACAACUCAGGAGUGUUCCAUGUUGUUGUAUCAUUGUUGUUUUCAUUUUGAUAAAACGCAUUUUCCACUUCCGUGCGUAGGUUGUUGAGAUCAUUUAUCGUUCAACUUACUGCUUUUUUUAUUUGCAAUACAUGGAAUCUAUCUUUCGGCACCAUACCCCAAACCCUCUCCUCUUUUAGCCUUUUCUUUGGCCUUCUAAUUUCAAUGAAAUCCAGUGGUAUGGUGCCUAAAAAUAUAUACGUUCGCAGUGCAUGUUACCAUGUAGUAUGUGUGAAACCGUAGUAAUUUUGUACUAAGAAUAAUUGCGUUCUUCAUGUGUAAUACACUAAACUAAAUUGUAAAUGCUCAUUUUAUUUUUUCCAACAGAAAGAUUCUUCGUAAUGUCUCAGUGA
Porites evermanni is the source of this 7863-nucleotide messenger RNA. Lineage: Eukaryota; Metazoa; Cnidaria; Anthozoa; Scleractinia; Poritidae. The record is from the annotation of a GenBank genome assembly.